AUGAAGAGCCUCAACGACGAGCAGGAGGAGUCCGUCAUGUCCUUGGCGCUCCUCCAGAACAAGAUAAAGAGAGACCCUUUGGCCUACCGCGAAGAAUUCCUUUUGCAGCUCACAAACUUCAGGGGCCUCGCGGAGGCCCUUAAGCAGCAGCCCUACAGGCCCACGCGAAAGCUGCAAAGCCUCGUCAUGUUCCUCGCUCACACGGCCCCUUGCUACAGCGCCGAAGUGCAAGACGCGUGGGCAGGGGGGCCCCCCAGGGGCCCCCAGGACUUGCCGGUGUUUGACGCGUUUGGUACGGAGUCAAUACCAGCCCCGGGGGGCCCCUCGCCCUCUGAAGAAGUGAAACAAAUUAUUCUGGAGCUGCUGACUCAAGUGGAGCUGCACCCCACCACCCGCCACGCGCUUCUUAACGCGAUGCUGCUGCUGAGAAGCCGAAAAAUGGUAAACCCUAAACCCUAA
Eimeria tenella is the source of this 459-nucleotide messenger RNA. RefSeq lists its product as uncharacterized. Bases 1 to 459 code for a protein of 152 amino acids. Gene Ontology annotation, cellular component: nucleolus. Gene Ontology annotation, biological process: ribosomal large subunit biogenesis; ribosomal large subunit export from nucleus. The record is from RefSeq and is a predicted model, not a curated record. Lineage: Eukaryota; Apicomplexa; Conoidasida; Eucoccidiorida; Eimeriidae. The transcript is spliced from 3 exons.